Molecule: messenger RNA, 5396 nt
Organism: Fukomys damarensis (Damara mole-rat)
Lineage: Eukaryota; Metazoa; Chordata; Mammalia; Rodentia; Bathyergidae
Gene: Plxnd1
Product: plexin D1
Exons: 37
Coding region: 1-4650 (1549 amino acids)
Biological process (GO): regulation of cell shape; regulation of GTPase activity; endothelial cell migration
Cellular component (GO): semaphorin receptor complex
Molecular function (GO): protein binding; semaphorin receptor activity
Source: RefSeq, a predicted model, not a curated record
AUGGCCUCUCUGCCCCUCCCUAACUACACCUCCGUAUCCUGCAGUCCCUGGGGCUGCGUGGUCAAUAGCACAACUUGCGCAGAGCGUCUGGUCCGCAGGAGGGUUUAUCCUGGGGGGGUGGUGGCCGUACUGGACAGCGUGGUGCAGGGCACGGGCCCGGCCUGCGAGCGCAAGCGCAACCUCCAGCUGCAGCCAGAGCAGCUAGACUGUGGCGCAGCCCACCUGCAGCACCCACUGACCAUCCUGCAGCCUCUGAGGGCCACCCCCGUGUUCCGUGCCCCAGGCCUCACUGCAGUGGCUGUGGCCAGUGCCAACAACUACACGGCUGUCUUCCUGGGCACGACCACUGGGCGGCUCCUAAAGCUCAGCCUGAACGAGAGCAUGCAAGUGGUCAGCCGGCACAUGGUGACAGUGACCUAUGGGGAGCCCGUACACCCCAUAAUGCAGUUCGACCCCACGGACCCCAGCUACCUCUACCUGAUGACUUCCCAUCAGAUGGCCCGUGUGAAGGUCGCAGCCUGUGAGGCGCAUGCCACCUGUGGGGAUUGCGUGGGCGCGGCUGACGCCUACUGUGGCUGGUGUGCCCUGGAGACACGGUGCACCAUGCAGCAGGACUGCGCCAACUCCAGCCAUCCACGCUUCUGGACCAGUGCCAGUGAGGGCCCCAGCCGCUGCCCCGCCAUGGCUGUGCUGCCGGCUGAGAUUGACGUGCACCAGGAGCACCCAGGCAUGAUCCUACAGGUCUCUGGCAGCCUGCCCAGCCUCAGUGGCCUGGAGAUGGCCUGCGACUACGGCAAUGGCAUCCUCACGGUAGCCCGAGUGCCGGGCCCCGCCGAUGGCCACCAGAUUGCCUACUGCAACCUCCUACCCCGGGACCGCUUCCCAGCCUUCCCACCUCAGCAGGACCAUGUGGCCGUGGAGAUGUCCCUAAGGGUCCGCGGGCAAGCCAUCAUCUCGGCCAACUUCACCAUCUACGACUGCAGCCGUGUUGCCCAUGUGGCCCCCAGUGCUGCCUGCACCAGCUGCCUGUCUGCACGCUGGCCCUGCUUCUGGUGCACGGAGCAGCACACCUGCGUCUCCAACCAGUCCCAGUGCCAAGCCUCACCCAACCCCAGGAGCCCCCAUGACUGUCCCCAGACUCUUCCCUCUCCUCUGGCACCUGCGCCCACUGGUGGAGCCCAGGACAUCCUCGUGCAGCUGGCCAACGCUGUCUCCUUCCACGGAGCAGCGCUGCAGUGCAGCUUUGGGCUGGAGGACAACUUUGAGGCUGUAUGGGUGAAUGAGUCUGCCAUCCGCUGCAGCCGUGUGGUGCUGCACACAGCCCAAAAGAGCCAGAAGUUUCUGCUCAGCCUCCAGCUACAGGGGCAGCCACCCCGGUUCCUGGACAGCCCUGACCCCGUGACAGUCGUGGUCUACAACUGCGCCAUGGGCAGCCCUGACUGCUCCCAGUGCCUGGGCCGUGAGGACCUGGGCCAUCUAUGUAUGUGGAGCGAUGGCUGCCGCUCACGGGGACCCCUUCCAUCCCCGCCUGGCACCUGCCCAGCCCCCGAGAUCCGAACGAUUGAGCCCCUGAGUGGCCCCCUGGACGGUGGGACCCUGCUGACCAUCCGUGGCCGAGACCUGGGCCGGCGGCUCAGUGAUGUGGCCCACAGCGUGUGGAUUGGCAGCGUGGCCUGCGAGCUGCUGGCCAACAGAUACACUGUGUCCGAGGAGAUUGUGUGUGUCACGGGGCCAGCCCCAGCAGCAUUCUCAGAAGUGGUGACCGUGAACGUGUCCAAGGAGGGGACGUCCCGGGAGCGUUUCUCUUAUGUGCUGCCCCAGGUUCAUUCCCUGGAGCCGGCCGUGGGCCCCACGGCGGGUGGCACCCGGAUCACCAUCCAUGGGAGCAACCUCCAUGUGGGAUCCGAGCUGCAGGUCCUGGUGAACGAUACUGACCCCUGCAACGAGCUUGUGCGCUCGUCCACCAGCAUCGCUUGCACCAUGCCUGCCGGUGCCCUGCCCACACCAGUGCCUGUGUGUGUGCGCUUUGAGCGCCGGGGCUGCGCCCACGGGAACCUCAGCUUCUCCUACAUGAGGAACCCGGUCAUCAUGGCCAUCAGCCCGCGCCGCAGCCCCAUCAGCGGCGGCAGGACCAUCUCGGUGGCCGGUGAGCGCUUCCACAUGGUUCAGAACGUGUCCAUGGCUGUGCACCGCAUCGGCCGGGAGCCCACGCUGUGUAAGGUCCUCAAUGCCACACUCAUCACCUGCCCGUCACCUGGGGCCCUGUACAACGCCUCAGCACCCGUGGCCUUCUUCAUCAAUGGCCGGGUCUAUGCAGACGAGGCUCCCUAUGAGGCUCCGCCUGACCCUGAGGAGAUGCCACGCGGGAGCCGCUUCUACCUGGACUACCUGCCCAACCCACAGUUCUCAACAGCACGGCGUGAGCGUUGGAUCCGCCACCACCCUGGGGAGCCACUCACCCUUGUCAUCCACAAGGAGCAGGACAGCCUGGGGCUGGAGAGCCAUGAAUACCAGGUCAAGAUCGGCCAGGUGGCCUGUGACAUCCAGAUCGUGUCCGACAGAGUCAUCCACUGCUCAGUCAAUGACUCUCUGGACGCUGCGGAGGGACAGCUGCCCAUCACGGUCCAGGUGGGGAACUUCAACCAGACCAUCGCCACGCUGCAACUAGGGGGAAGCGAGACGGCCAUCGUGACCUCUAUCGUCAUCUGCAGUGUCCUGCUGCUGCUGUCUGUGGUCGCCCUGUUCGUCUUCUGCACCAAGAGCCGCCGCGCCGAGCGCUACUGGCAGAAGACACUGCUGCAGAUGGAGGAGAUGGAGUCUCAGAUUCGGGAGGAGAUCCGCAAAGGCUUUGCUGAGCUGCAGACAGACAUGACGGACCUGACCAAGGAGCUGAACCGCAGCCAGGGCAUCCCCUUCCUGGAAUACAAGCACUUUGUGACCCGCACUUUCUUCCCCAAGUGCUCAUCCCUAUAUGAAGAGCGCUACAUGCUCCCGUCGCAGUCCCUGGGCUCACAAGGGAGUCCACCAGUGCCAGAGACCCACCCACUGCUGGGAGAGUGGAAUGUGCCUGAGAACUGCCGGCCCAGCAUGGAGGAGGGCAUCAGCCUGUUCUCCUCGCUGCUUAGCAACAAGCACUUCCUCAUCGUCUUUGUGCACGCACUAGAGCAGCAGAAGGACUUUGCAGUUCGCGACCGGUGCAGCCUGGCAUCGCUACUGACCAUCGCCCUGCAUGGCAAGCUCGAGUACUACACCAGCAUCAUGAAGGAGCUGCUAGUGGACCUCAUCGACGCCUCUGCUGCCAAGAACCCCAAGCUCAUGCUGCGGCGCACUGAGUCGGUGGUAGAAAAGAUGCUGACCAACUGGAUGUCCAUCUGCAUGUACAGCUGCCUGCGGGAGACCGUCGGGGAGCCGUUCUUCCUGCUGCUGUGCGCCAUCAAGCAGCAGAUCAACAAGGGCUCCAUCGAUGCCAUCACCGGAAAGGCGCGCUACACACUCAAUGAGGAGUGGCUGCUGCGUGAGAACAUCGAGGCCAAGCCCAGGAACCUGAACGUGUCCUUCCAGGGCUGCGGCAUGGACUCCCUGAGCGUGCGCGCCAUGGACACAGACACACUGACGCAGGUGAAGGAGAAGAUCUUGGAGGCCUUCUGCAAGAACGUGCCCUACUCUCAGUGGCCGCGAGCCGAGGACGUGGAUCUGGAGUGGUUCGCUACUAGCACACAGAGCUACAUCCUGCGGGACCUGGAUGACACCUCUGUGGUGGAGGACGGGCGCAAGAAGCUGAACACCCUGGCCCACUACCAGAUCCCGGAAGGCGCUUCUUUGGCCAUGAGCCUAACAGACAAGAAGGACAACACUCUGGGCCGAGUGAAAGACUUGGACACAGAGAAGUAUUUCCAUUUGGUGCUGCCCACCGAUGAGCUGGCAGAGCCCAAGAAAUCGCACCGGCAGAGCCACCGCAAGAAGGUGCUGCCCGAGAUCUACCUGACCCGUCUGCUGUCCACCAAGGGCACGCUGCAGAAGUUCCUGGAUGACUUGUUCAAGGCCAUUCUGAGCAUCCCUGAGGACAAGCCCCCUCUGGCCGUCAAGUACUUCUUCGAUUUUCUGGAGGAGCAGGCAGAGAAGAGGGGCAUUUCAGACCCUGACACGCUGCACAUCUGGAAGACCAACAGCCUGCCCCUCCGCUUCUGGGUGAAUAUCCUGAAGAACCCCCAGUUUGUGUUCGACAUUGAAAAGACCGACCACAUUGAUGCCUGCUUGACAGUCAUCGCACAGGCCUUCAUCGACGCCUGCUCCAUCUCUGACCUGCAGUUGGGCAAGGACUCACCCACCAACAAGCUGCUGUAUGCCAAGGAGAUCCCCGAGUACCGCAAGGUCGUGCAGGGCUACUACAAGCAGAUCCAGGACAUGGCGCCACUCAGUGAGCAGGAGAUGAACGCCCAUCUGGCUGAGGAGUCUCGGAAGUACCAGAAUGAAUUCAACACCAACGUGGCGCUGGCAGAGAUCUACAAAUACGCCAAGCGGUACCGCCUGCAGAUCGUGACAGCACUGGAGGCCAACCCCACGGCCCGGAGGACGCAGCUGCAGCACAAGUUCGAGCAGGUGGUGGCCCUGAUGGAAGACAACAUCUACGAGUGCUACAGUGAGGCCUGAGCACAGCACCAUCCACUCACUGUGUGGCAGAACAGACACAAUCCUGGAGCCUCGGAUUGCACAAACUUGGGAGUGGAGGGGCCCUGUCCCCUCUUCCUGCCCCCUCAAAUGCCACAGCCAGACCUUUGGGAGCUCCCCAUGCACCCUGCUGCCCAGCAGCUGCUAAGAUGCUGGCUACACGUGCCAGCAUGGUUGGGGACACGGACGGGGCCCCGGCUGCGCCUUGGAAGCACUACCUCAGCCAUGUGCGAAGGGCCCUCCUGGGUUCUGCUCAGUCACCAAAUGCUGUCUCCUCCCUGCCACCUGGACAGGACUCACUGUAGACACAGAGCAGGGCCAGACUUCGGCUCUGGGCCCAGUAUGGGCAGCGCCCAUGCAUACCUGCAGGGAUCCUGGGACAGGCAGGGAUCCUGGUACCCUGGGAGGGAGUGAGACUGGGAUGUACUGAGGCUGUAGCUGGGCUACUCGGUCCUUCUGGAAGUGUUCCUAAGGAUAGCACCACUUUGUCUUUUUUUUUUCUUAAGCUUUUAUAUAUUAAAAAAUUAUCAUGUUCUGACUGUGAAUGGCUGCCACCUGUGCAGAGGCUGUGGGGGCGGGGCAAGGGCCACCAUGCAACACUGGAAGGGACUGUCCCCAGGAUGGGUCUGACCAGGCCCCUCCAUGCAUGGAGAAGUCACCUAGCUUUGUCUCCCAUGGCUGGGCCGGCUGCAGGGGCUUGGAGUCACUAGAACCGUCUUUAUAAUAAA